AUGAGAAUAGCACCAGAGAUUCCAGAACCCGUGCCAGCUGACUAUCUACCACAUCACGGGGUACUGAGAGAGGAGGCCAUCACAACGAAGCUGAGAGUCGUAUUCAAUGGCUCCAGCCACAGUUCAUCAGGUAUGUCAAAUAACGAUAUACUGUAUUCUGGUGAAAAGUUACAGAACGAUGCCAUGGUUAUCCUGACUUGGAUAAGGAGGCACAGUCUCGUGUUUGGCACGGAUAUUGUCAAGAUGUUACGCCAGAUACGAGUUCACCAAGAUGACUGGAAUCUUCAGAGAAUCCUGUGGAUCGACGAGAAUCAACAACCAUUGUCGUUACGUGUUCUUCAACAACUAGCAGAAGAUGAAGGGCACCGCUUCCAAGCAGCAGUAGAGACACUCACCAGAGGUCGUUACGUUGACGACAUUUACGGCGGUGCAGAAACAGAAGACGGUCUCAAGGAGAUCGCAACGCAACUACAAGGGCUUUGCCAUGCAGGAGGCUUCUCUCUACAGAAGUGGAGCAGGAAUUGUCCAGAAGCUCUGCAUGAGUUGGGCCUAUCAACUGACGAAGAAAUUAUCCAGUUCGAGGAGUCAGUCACCAAGGUACUUGGAUUGUGUUGGCAUCAAUCCACCGACACAUUCCGGUACAAAUCAAAGGAUUUCAAUACGACGACAAUCACCAAGAGAGUGGUCUUUUCAGAAAUAGCCCAGAUUUUUGAUCCACUGGGAUUUAUCGCACCAGUUGUCGUCCAGGGAAAGAUUCUCCUACAAGAUCUUUGGAGAUUGAAACUAAAAUGGGAUGAUCCUCUUCCAGAUGAGUAUGUUCAACGCUGGAAGACAUUCCGAGAGAAUCUCAACGACCUAGACAGAGUAACUGUACCUAGAUGGCUGAGAAUUUCAACAGAGACACUCAACAUCCAAAUUCAUGGAUUUGCAGACGCUUCAACGGUAGUCAUGAGUGCAGUGGUGUAUAUUCGCACCAAAACCAUCAACGACUCGACAUCAACAGUACUGGCAUGCGCGAAGACUAAGGUAGCACCACUCAAGCGCAUCACCAUCCUUCGUCUAGAGCUUACAGCAACUCUUCUACUGACUCAGCUAGUGGCAUCAACGAAGAAAAUGCUCCAACUCGACUAA
Molecule: messenger RNA, 1131 nt
Organism: Diachasma alloeum
Lineage: Eukaryota; Metazoa; Arthropoda; Insecta; Hymenoptera; Braconidae
Exons: 2
Coding region: 1-1131 (376 amino acids)
Source: RefSeq, a predicted model, not a curated record